AUGGACCAUCCGUGGCGCUUCCCCGCGGGCGCCGGCACCGGCGCCGACCUCUGCCCGGUCUGUUGCGCGCGCCACUUACCCUUCUGCCCGCCGCCGCCUCUCCCGCCGCAUCCCUUCCCCUACGACCUCCAGCCGCCGCCACCCCCUCCCCCACCGAACCCCUUCCCAUACGACUUCCACCCGCCGCCGCCACCGCCGCCGAUGUGGGGCCCUCCACCUCCCGGGCUGCACGACCCGCGUCCCUACGAGCUCCCCGGCUGGGAGGGGCCUCACAAGCGGAUGCGCGUGGGCGAGGCACCACCGUUCGAUCCGUACGACUUUGUGCCUCCGCCGCCGCCGGGAAGGGCUUCUGUGGAGGGCGACCGGCUGCUCGGCCUGAUCCGGGACCAUGGCCGCAAUCCACUUCCUGGUUGCCCACCUGACGGCGGCUUUGGUUACGGAGGAGGUAGAUUCUAUCCCCGGCAAGGAGGUGGUUUCGCGGAUUUCGACCACAAGUUGCCACCUCCCGUGCCGAUUGAAGACAGGCAUAAUGGCUUCGGUCAAGGUUUUAUGCCCGAAGAAGGCCCUCACCGGAAGUAUUUUGACGGUGCUAAUCACCAUUUCCAUCAGUUCCACCCAGAGGCAUUUCCUGGUGUGGCGCUGCACCCUCCACUGCCUCGCUAUCCUGAGGCAGCCAAUCCCCAUGGUUCACAUGCUUGGCAUCUUGAGGCUGGCGCUGUGCCACUGCCAGCAGAGCCUCCAUUCCCCUCUAACCAGGAUUACCGUGCUGCACCGCCACGGCCGACUGCAAAUUCGUCAUUGUUUCCUGUCCUUUCUGGUUCUCCAACAACAGAAAUUAUUCCAUCGACCGCUCAUACCUUACCUCAAGCUCAUCCGAUGCCAAACACAAACCGUUAUGAUGGACACAUCAACGAUGAGGGGCCAGGUUUCAUUUAUCGACCGCAGUCAGAGCAGAACUUGAUAGAUGGAAGGCCGACCAGUGCACAUUAUUCUCUGGAAAAUUCCAAAGUCACGAUCAUCAAUGCUUGUGAUUUGUUCAAGCCGCCCCUUCGUGGUUCACGCCCUGAUCAUAUUGUUAUCAUCCUCAGAGGGCUUCCAGGUAGUGGAAAGAGUUAUCUGGCAAAGGCAUUGCGCGAUCUUGAAGUUGAGAAUGGUGCAAAUGCGCCUAGGAUCCACUCCAUGGAUGAUUAUUUCAUGAUUGAAGUUGAGAAGAAAGUGGAAGACACUGAAGGCUCAAAAUCUUCUAGUGCAUCAAAAGGGAGGAGGCAGUUGACCAAGAAAGUGAUUGAGUAUUGUUAUGAGCCGGAAAUGGAGGAGACGUACAGGUCAAGCAUGUUGAAGGCAUUUUCAAAGACCCUUGACGAAGGAAAUUUUACAUUUGUGAUUGUGGAUGACCGCAAUCUGCGGGUAGCUGAUUUUGCUCAAUUUUGGGCAACUGCGAAGAAAUCAGGCUAUGAGGUGUACUUGCUGGAGGCACCAUACAAGGAUCCAACGGGCUGUGCUGCAAGGAAUGUGCACGGAUUUACAUUGGAUGAGAUAAAAAAGAUGGCAGCAGACUGGGAGGAGGCUCCACCACUGUAUCUGCAGCUAGAUAUACAUUCAUUGUUCCAUGAUGAUGACUUUCGUGGCCAUUCUAUACAAGAGGUAGAUAUGGACACUGAGGAUGUUGAUGAUGCUAAUGACACAACUAGCAUCAUUGCUGAGAACUCGCAGAAGGCUGUACAGGAUCCACCAUAUGAAGGCUUCUCAAAGCUAGGGGAGAAGUGGAACUCAGAAGUAGAAGAUGACCUGGAUGGCUUAAAAGAGCUAGGACAGAGUAAAUGGUCAAAAGAGUUUGAGGAUGACACUGAAAAGUCUAAAGAUACAGAGGAAAACACACAUGCUCUUUCUGGCCUGGCCCGGACAUAUAGCACUGGACGCAAGAGAGUCAGUUGGGGUGAUCGGCUUGAAAAGGGUGGGUUUUCCAUUUCUGCAACUAAAAGAAAACUUACUUCGUCACUAGUCAUAGGGCCUGGAUCUGGGUACAAUUUGGUCUCCAACCCCUUGGCUGAAGAUGAUUCCAUAGGGACAAAAGGGAAGACAAACAACGAGACCAAAAGACGGUUCAGUGAACAACUUCGUGUUGAAGGUGAAUCCUUCAGGGCAGUUUUUGACAAGACAAAGCAGCGCAUUGGAGUUUUUGAGAAUGGAGAGGAGGAAUAA
Molecule: messenger RNA, 2202 nt
Organism: Miscanthus lutarioriparius
Lineage: Eukaryota; Viridiplantae; Streptophyta; Magnoliopsida; Poales; Poaceae
Source: the annotation of a GenBank genome assembly